AUGUCAGCGCCCGCGUCAACUGGUGUCCUUGAUCCUUGUGUUCUACGGGUUUCAGUUCGAAAAGAAUUGAAAGGAGGUAGAAGCUACAGGAAGCUCGGCUUCUGUGAUCUCAAUUUGGCAGAGUUUGCCGCUGCCGGCGUCGCCACCGCAAGGAGGUGUCUGCUGGAAGGAUAUGACCAAAGGCAUAGGCAAGAUAAUAGCAUGUUAAGAGUCGCCAUCAAGAUGUCGAUGCUCAGUGGCGAUAUUUUAUUCAAAGUGCCAACGCCUUCAUUAAAGCACAGCAGGCCGCCUUCACAAGACGACAUAAGUGUUUCCAGUGAAUUAGAAUCCAGGGCGCGCGACGAUUGUAGCAACGCUUCCGGAUCAUCCGGAUUCGGGUCUUUGCCAAAGAAAAGGCCGGCGCUACUCGGAUCAGGGUGUGCCAGAACUCAACGUCAAUUCGAAAUGGAGUGA
Ctenocephalides felis (cat flea) is the source of this 453-nucleotide messenger RNA. RefSeq names its product protein FAM102A-like. The transcript has 3 exons. The coding region runs from base 1 to 453 and encodes 150 amino acids. The record is from RefSeq and is a predicted model, not a curated record. Lineage: Eukaryota; Metazoa; Arthropoda; Insecta; Siphonaptera; Pulicidae.